AUGACGACGGGCAUACGAGCGUCUGCUCCUCAUAUUCUUCGAUACGGAUUACGUCGGGUCGGCAAUCAGAGACUUUAUAAAACAGGGGUGCGUUUGAUCCAGUUUUCCCCACACACGCCAGGACAGCGUCUCCCUCUGUUAAGCCGAGGCAUCUCCAAUGUGGACGUAGAGAACAGGAACGGAGAGGAGUCGGAAUGGGUGGCGGACCUGGCGCAAAACCUCAGAGAAAGAAAUGUGGACAGAAUUGUGUACUCCCUGGAGGACUCCAUAUUUGAUGUAUUCUGUGAUAAAGAUGAGAAAAUCUCAGUGGCAAAGUUUUUAAAUGCACUGACUGCCACGGGUCUAAGACUGACUGACCCCAGGUUAAAGGAAUGUAUUGGUCACUUUGAAUCUCUGGAGUGUAUAGCUACUGACCUUAAUGAAGUGGGGACAUCUCUCACCAUAGACAGGGAGACGUUUAAAGAAUGUAUAGCAGACAAUAUAGUAUUGAUAGCUCGAGCACUACAGGGAAAGUUUAUUAUUCCCGACUUCAAGACACAGUUUUCAAGGUUAAACAACAAACUUUACACAAAAUGUAAACCUAACAAUAAAGGCAAGGUUGCCACCUACAUUCCUCAGCUGUCCCGUGUAAACCCUGAUUACUGGGGUGUGUCUUCUUGUACCAUAGACGGACAGAGACACUCCGUGGGUGACGUGCACGUCCCGUUCUGCCUCCAGUCAUGCAGCAAGCCCCUCUUAUACGCGCUGGCUCAAAACGAGAUGAGCGCGGAGACAAUCCAUCAAUAUGUGGGACAGGAACCGAGCGGACGAUCCUUCAAUGAACUUACACUGGAUUAUGAAAACAAGCCUCACAAUCCAAUGAUCAAUGCUGGGGCCAUAGUAGUCUCCUCUCUGCUGAAGAAUGAAAACUCACUCUCAGACAGAUUUGAUUUUGCUCACAAGCAGUUCCAGAAGCUUUCAGGUGGAGAGUUUGUUGGCUUCAACAAUGCUGUGUUUCUAUCAGAAAGGGAAACAGCAGACAGAAACUUUGCUCUUGCCUACUACAUGAAGGAAAAGAAAUGUUUUCCUGAGGGCACUAACCUCAUGGAGACACUGGACUUUUAUUUUCAGAUGUGUUCUAUAGAAAUCACCUGCGAAUCAGGAAGUGUCAUGGCGGCCACUCUUGCUAACGGCGGUGUCUGUCCAAUCACGGGAGACAAAGUUCUCAACCCUGUAUCAGUGCGUAAUACCCUGUGUCUGAUGGCUUCCUGUGGGAUGUAUGAUUACUCUGGACAGUUUGCUUUUCAGUGCGGGAUCCCUGCUAAGUCAGGGGUCUCCGGUGCCAUCUUGGUUGUAGUGCCGAAUGUCAUGGGGCUGUGUUUGUGGUCGCCGCCUCUGGACAACCUGGGGAACAGCGUCAGGGGAAUUCAGUUUGCCAAGGAAUUUGUGAACACGUUCCACUUCCACAACUUUGACAGCAUGGUUCAAGAUUCCAAUAAACAUGACCCCAGGAGGAAGAGGUUUGACAGCAAAGCCAUGGAAAUCACCAGACUGCUGUAUGCUGCUUACAACGGAGAUGUUACUGCAUUGAGGAGGUGUGCAUUGAUCAAUAUGGACCUGGCUCAGGGGGACUACGACUUACGGACUGCACUGCACGUGGCAGCAGCCGAGGGUCACCAAGAUGUCAUACAGUUUUUGUUGGAGAGGUGUCAAGUGCCUUGUAAUCCUAAGGAUAGGUGGGGGUUCACCCCCCUAGAUGAGGCCAGGAGGUUCAACCACCCCAGGGUGGCUGAGAUGCUGGAGGCUGCCAUUAAACAUGAGGAGAGAGAUGCUGGACGCGGUGAAGAAAAGUUGAGUCUCCAAAAUGACUAACAUCUUAGCAGUGAUCAGUCAGAACAUACGACAUGUUUGUGUUUGGAAAUGUGAUGUACUUGGGCAGCAGACGAUAAAAGUUGGAUUGUUUGAGUUACUGCUUAAGGCAAUAAAAGUAACAAUACUUUGGGUAUGAUAUUAAUGUUUAAGAACAGUAUUCAUCUCAGUCAUUUAUAAAACUUGCAUAAUAUACAUGUUGGUGUUAACUAUUUGACUUUAUAAUUAUAUUAACCAAUAUACCGGUAAGUCCAUAGCUUUAGAUUAAAGUCAUUAUCUAAAAAGUUCAAAGUAUAUAAAAAAAGCAAAAUGCAGUACAAUGUAUUAUUUAUAAUAGAAGAAAAACAUAAAAGGUUAUGUCUUUUUUGUGUUAUUUUUUUUCAGUGACUCAUUUAUAUUGUUAAAUACUAACUUACAGAGUGUUUGAUGAUUUAGCUUUUUUUAGGCUAAAUAGUUUGAUGAAAGGGACAUAUAGACUUUAAAAUGGUCAUUUGUAUUAUUACAUGUACACAGUAUAUCAGGUAUAAAACAAACAUCGGACCUCUGCUAAAAGUGAUAUUUUUUAUUCUGUUCACUAUUAAGUGUAUAUUUUAUUCUACACUGGUUGUCACUAAUUUUACUCUUUUAUAUACAUAUAGGAGGGCCAGUUCUCAAAAUACUGCUGUUAACACUUAUUUUCCCCUAGUAUUGAUAAGAACACAGUUGUUCAUAGUGCAGUACCUGUGAAUUGUUAUACAUAGACUAAGAAUAAGUACACAUUGUCAGGAUAUUGAAAUAAAUACGGAUGUAUUGAUUUUUUUUUUUUUCAUCUAACAAAUGUUCAGAAGUAUUUUUAUACAUGUUACGGUUUUAAGCAACUGAUAUUAGUAGAUAUAGAUAAUAUUAACAUUUCAGGUUUGCCCCAUGUUAUAAUAUAAUCUUUGUUCACUCUAUAUUUUAGUGUCACACAUUGGCUGAUCUAAAAUAUGGCCUGGAUGCAGAAUUUUAUACAUCCUUAUCACUCUUCUUAUAUCUACUUCUACUGCCAAAAUACAAAGUGUAUAAUCAAAACUAAAACGUCAAAGGGGUCUUAAGAUGCUACCUCACAGUUUUUUUUUUAUUAUUUCUAGUUCAAUGAUGUAGAAUUAAAGAUGGUUAAUGUUAUCUGCUAUUGUGAAAAGUCAGAGUUGACCCUAUGACAUGUCUACCUUCAUACAGGGGUAUUUAAAUUGAUAUUCUCUGCAUCGUGAUUUGUACAGGUUUUGCCAAAUAAUGAUUGUAAAGUUUGAAAAGUAUUACACAUUGGAAAAACACUGCAGUGAUUCAAUAUGCCCUUUAAGUUAAUAGUUCGUUUCUUUUUUUUUUUUUUUCUUGUGCCGUUCUUUAAUUUUUUCCGCAUUUCAGUAAUGAGCCAUGUUGUGUGCGCCAUUUACUUUUCACAAUAAUAUUUCGUACUUCACGCUGUUAAGUUUAUUUGCUCAGCUUAACUGUUUACUUUAUAUCUUAUUUUAGUUUCAAACAUUAGCUGUUAAACCCCAUUUUUUCCAAAAAAUGACUUGCAGUAUUUGAUUGGGGAAGGAUUUUGUGAAUAUAUUGUCUGCAAUUGAGCAUGUACAUACUGUGGUAAAAUGGUCUUACUUCUUAAGCUAUUAUUAUUAUUAUUAUUAU
Messenger RNA from Lingula anatina, 3495 nucleotides. Its product is annotated as glutaminase kidney isoform, mitochondrial. Gene Ontology annotation, biological process: L-glutamine catabolic process. Lineage: Eukaryota; Metazoa; Brachiopoda; Lingulata; Lingulida; Lingulidae. Gene Ontology annotation, molecular function: protein binding; glutaminase activity. The record is from RefSeq and is a predicted model, not a curated record.